AUGAGGCGGGUAGAAAUCUCGGAGGUCACACCGCGUGAACAACGAGGUUUGUCGAGAGGCCGCGACGAAUUCCGACGGCUGGGUAACUACACCAUUUUCCCCGACAAAACCGGGCGUCUUCAGCUGCAAGUUGAGAAUAGGCAUCUGCUUGGCAAGACAUUGGCCAAGGCCAAGGCCGUUGGUAUCACCUACGGCCGAUGGAAUCGGGAGCUGUUUCUCGUCUUGGGAGACCGGAGAUCCCUGAUGCAGGAUAGGCGCAUUCAAGCUCGUUGGCCACGGCAAGCAACACGGCGAUGUGCCUCGGAGCACCAGCGUGAAGAUUGCGAUUCAGCUGUUCGCUACCAUACGCCCUCCCAGUGCAAGUUCACGUGGCCGCGUAUGGUACUCCGUACUACAACGUAUGGAUCAAUACCAGUGAUGUAUCUACGUAUCUUCGUAUGUAACAAAGUCUCCAUCCACGAUUGUCCCGAUCCUCAGAAGCUGGUGAGGCUGCGAAACAGGGGAGAGUGGUUACAUUGA
This is a messenger RNA of Coccidioides immitis RS, 519 nucleotides long. RefSeq lists its product as uncharacterized. Lineage: Eukaryota; Fungi; Ascomycota; Eurotiomycetes; Onygenales; Onygenaceae. The transcript has 3 exons. The coding region runs from base 1 to 519 and encodes 172 amino acids. The record is from RefSeq and is a predicted model, not a curated record.